AUGGCUGCAGGCAUCUGUCUGCUGACUGAAGAUCAGUUUCUGUGUCCCAUCUGUCUCGAUGUGUUCACUAUUCCAGUCGCCAUAUCAUGUGGACACACCUUCUGCAAAACCUGCAUCACCGAACACUGGGAUAUUAAUACCCAUUGCCAGUGUCCUGUGUGUAAACAGGGUUUCCACACAAGACCAGAGCUGCAGGUCAAUACUUUGAUCUCUCAGAUUGCUGAUCAGCUCAGACAUGAAGCUCAACAGACAGCCAACAGCAGCAGCUCUGAAGAUGUUUCCUGUGACAUCUGCACUGAAACCAAACGGACAGCCCUGAAGUCCUGUCUGGUGUGUCUGUCCUCCUACUGUGAGACUCACCUGGAGCCUCAUCGGACAGAGUCAGGCCUGAAAAGACAUCAGCUGAGCGACCCUGUAGAGAACCUGAAAGUCAGAUUCUGUGAGAAACACAAAAAGCCCCUGGAGCUGUUCUGUAAGGUCGACCAGAGAUGUGUCUGCAUGCACUGUAUGGUUUUAGACCACAAGGAACAUGAUAUUGUUCCUCUGGAAGAAGCACAUAAAGACAAGAAGAUGGAGCUGGGGAAGACAGAGGCUAACAUUCAAAUUAUGAUUGAACAGAGACGAAUGAAGAUUCACAAGAUCAAACACUCUGUGAAGCUCAGUAAUGAAGAUGCAAACAGAGAGAAAACAGGUGGUGUUCAAAUCUUCAACUUUUUAAGGAAUUUGAUGGAAAGACAGCAGAAGAACGUGACUGAUACCAUUGAAGAGAAGCAGAGAACGACAGAGGAACAGGCCAAAGAUUCAAUCAGAGAGCUGAAACGGGAAAUCUUAGAGUUAACAAAGCAAAGUGCUAAGAUGGUGGAGCUCUCAUACAAUGAAGAUGACUUAGAUUUCCUCCAAAGCUUCCUGUCCCUAAAUGCUGCUCUACCAACCAAGGACUGGACAAAGGUCAGCAUACCUCCACCAUUAUAUGAAGGCACUGUGAGAAUAGCUGUGGAGAGACUGGUUGAACAGCUCAAAGAGACUGAGGCACAGUUGGGUGAAAUGAAUAAAGCAGAGCUGAAGAAGGUCCAGCGAUAUGCAGUGGAUGUGAUACUUAAUCCUGAUACAGCACAUCCCAGACUCAUCCUGUCUGAUGAUGGAAAAGAAGUAAAGCAUAGUAAGAUAAGGAAAAAUGUCAGAGACAGUUCAGACAGAUUUUCUUGUUUGUACAAUGUUUUAGGAAAGCGGGGUUUCUCUUCAGGAAGAUUUUACUAUGAGGUUCAAGUUAACGCAAACACUGACUGGGAUUUGGGAGUGGUCAGAAAGUCAAUCAACAGGAAGGGAAAAGGUCCACUGAAUCCCAAAGAGGGUUACUGGGCUAUAGGUCUGAUGAAUGGAGAAUACACAUCUCAUGCUGACUCUCCAAUCAAGCUCCCUGCAAAGCCUGAGAAGGUCGGGGUGUUUGUGGAUUAUGAGCAGGGCCUGGUUUCCUUCUAUGAUGUUGAUACUGCAGAUCGUAUCUACUCUUUCACUGGCUGCUCCUUCACUGAGAAACUCUACCCAUUCUUCAGUCAUGGUGGUAAAAGCUCCACCCCUCUGAUCCUCACUCCUGUCUAUUACAAUGAGUAG
Messenger RNA from Seriola dumerili (greater amberjack), 1611 nucleotides. Its product is annotated as E3 ubiquitin-protein ligase TRIM39-like. Lineage: Eukaryota; Metazoa; Chordata; Actinopteri; Carangiformes; Carangidae. Bases 1 to 1611 code for a protein of 536 amino acids. The record is from RefSeq and is a predicted model, not a curated record. Gene Ontology annotation, molecular function: protein binding; zinc ion binding. The transcript has a single exon.